This is a messenger RNA of Morchella importuna, 309 nucleotides long. RefSeq lists its product as uncharacterized. The record is from RefSeq and is a predicted model, not a curated record. Bases 1 to 309 code for a protein of 102 amino acids. The transcript has a single exon. Lineage: Eukaryota; Fungi; Ascomycota; Pezizomycetes; Pezizales; Morchellaceae.
AUGUUGAACCGCUACUGGAACUUCUAUCAAAUCACUGUACUCCCGCAAUCCAUUGAUCGUAGCAAGCUGAUCCAUGUCUACGGCAAUGGAUGUCAGGAAGACCCCAUCGGUGCGUUCUGGGAUACUAUCGAUAGCCUCAAUGUCUCGUCUACUGUCGAUCUCUAUGGUCUUGAGAUUCACGUCUUGCCGGUUUCUUACCCCCCUGAGCCCACUACCUGGGAACGUGCCAAGGCUCGUGGAAAGAAGAUUAUUAAGAAUCUGAAGGUUGAUAAGAAGUCCCGUAAGUUUAAACCUUCUGUUUAUGAAUAA